Messenger RNA from Tarenaya hassleriana, 1327 nucleotides. Its product is annotated as trihelix transcription factor ASR3-like. The transcript is spliced from 4 exons. The record is from RefSeq and is a predicted model, not a curated record. The coding region runs from base 173 to 1108 and encodes 311 amino acids. NCBI's taxonomy places the organism in Eukaryota, Viridiplantae, Streptophyta, Magnoliopsida, Brassicales, Cleomaceae.
AAAAAAAACCAUUAAUAUUCAGAAAUCACAAUCUUCCAAUUUCUUCUCUCUCCUUACGGAGCAGAGGGUGAUAGAAACGCCGUAACGGACUCUUCUCACCGAAACGCCGUUACAUCACGUCCGUUAGGAAGAGAACAAAAAAGGAAAAAAAAAUUAUUGUGCUUGCGCAUUAAUGGCUUCGGAAGAGCUGAGCUUGGGUACGAGCAAUGUUGACAGCGACGUUAACGGCGUUAUCCACGCCUUCGGCGGUGGAGACGGCGGAGAUGACGGCGUGAAGACGGCGAGGCUGCCUCGGUGGACAAGACAGGAGAUACUGGUGCUGAUACAGGGGAAGAGAGUGGCGGAGAACAGAGUCCGACGCGGCCAUGUGGUCGGGUCUGGUCAGGUGGAGCCGAAGUGGGCAUCGGUCUCUUCGUACUGCAAGCGCCACGGCGUGAACCGAGGUCCCGUCCAGUGCCGGAAACGGUGGAGCAACCUCGCCGGCGAUUUCAAGAAGAUCAAGGAGUGGGAGUCUCAGAUCAAGGACGAAACGGAGUCGUUUUGGUUGAUGAGGAACGAUCUCAGGAGGGAGAGGAAGCUUCCUGGGUUUUUCGACAAGGAGGUCUACGACAUCAUCGACGGCAGCGCUACCCCGGCUGCGGCGGAAGAGCCGGCUCUGGUUCUUGCUCUGGCUCCGGCGUCGACUUCGGCGGAGGAGGGGUUGUUCUCUGAUUUUGAGCAGGAGGAGACGGUGAAGGCGAUUCCGACGGGGGUGCCUCUAUCAGUGUCAGAGAAGGUGGGCCAAGCAGCUUCAGGAGCAGGUAAAGGUGCAACGGAUGAGAAACAGCAGCCAGUGGCAAACCCUAAAGCUGGUUCGGCAUCCCAAGAACAGAGAAAGCUUAAACGAAAAGCUCCUGGGGAAGAAGAAGAAGAAGAAGAAGCGAACAGAAUGCAGCAUAAGGUGAUAGAGGUGUUGGAGAGAAGCAGUAAAAUGCUGGAAACGCAGCUCGAGGCUCAGAACUCCAACUUAAGACAAGACAGGGAGCAGCGUAAGGACAUUGGCGAUAGCUUAGUCGCUGUCCUUAACAAGCUCGCUGAUGUUCUCGGAAGAAUUGCAGACAAGUUGUAGAGAAGGACACACAAUUUCUCUUUUAGAGUUUUCGUUUGAAAACGGCCGGGAAAUCACGUAGAGAGAGAGAGAGAGAUUUUUUCUUUUCUCCAUUUCGUCCAUAUACGAUCAGCCAUGAAAGAAGCUGUAUACGCACACAAACACGGGACAAAGUCUGCACAUUUAUAGGGUUUUUACACCAUUGGUGUAUUGUAAAAAAAGCUUGGUCUGGUUGAUGGA